This is a messenger RNA of Rhincodon typus (whale shark), 1973 nucleotides long. RefSeq lists its product as uncharacterized. Gene Ontology annotation, biological process: response to bacterium. The record is from RefSeq and is a predicted model, not a curated record. Lineage: Eukaryota; Metazoa; Chordata; Chondrichthyes; Orectolobiformes; Rhincodontidae. The transcript has 6 exons. The coding region runs from base 65 to 967 and encodes 300 amino acids.
GAUUGAGCUCCACAAACAACAUAAGUCUAUUCAAAUCUCACAGUGAGAACUUCACCCACCUGCAAUGGAUCUCGUAACUCUCUGUAUGCUGUUCUAUCUUUUGCCAGUUACUGUCCCUCAGACAACGCUCCCGCAAAGUCCAGCACUUCAGAGUGUCUCCAUUGGAAGCACUGUUAGGAUGAAAUGCCACACGGACUGGUAUGCUACGGGAGGUGUUCACUGGUACAAACAGAAGGUUCGAGGAAAUCUGCAUUUCGUUUACACUGUGAGCACAUACUCCACUCCAGCUGGAAGAUUUUCUGGGGAAGUUAACGACAAAUCGACUGUUUAUACGCUUGUGGUUCACAACGUCCAGAGAAAUGAUUCAGGUGUAUAUUUCUGUGCUGGUAGGAAAUUGUUCCUUGACCCCUUCAUAUUCGGAAAUGGUUCACAAUUGCUUAUAACAGGCCCUCCCAACGUAAUUCUUUUAUCUCCACCACGGCAAGAAAUGUUUUCCAUGGAAACUCUCCCAUUGAUGUGUUUAGUGAGCAACGUGAUCUCUAAUAACUUUCCCAUCGACUGGAAUAUAUCCACCUGGGAUGCCGAGGGUUGGACAGAUUCUGUGGCAAUGGACUCCACUGGAGUCUACAGUAUCAGAAGUCACAUCAGAGUCCCAGCAGAAGCUUGGAAAUAUGGUGCUGUCUGUACUUGCUCAGUUCAAAUCAGCUCAACUGCAAUUCGUAACAGUGAAAGUAUCUCAUAUCAGAAAGAGUCGCAACAUAUCGAUUGUUCUUUAAUGCUUUAUGGGAGUACGUUGCCAAUGAUUUCCCUUGUCAUGAUGUUAAUUGUCGUUGGUGGAUGUAUCUACGGGAAUUGCGGCUUAGGCAACCGGAACACAGAAAAGGAAUCAACAGAUUUUCAAACACGUGAUUCAAACCAGGAGACUUCUUAUGCUCCCUUGAAAUUUAAAGAAGAUCCAAUACUUUGAUGAACGGAGCAUUUAAGAUUUGAAGAACGUGUGGCAUGUUUUCUCUGAAUAGGAAGUCACUAAGAAGUAUGCUUCAGUAAUUUUCGAAGAAAUAUAUUCCUAAGUUUGUGUUGUGUCCAUGUAUUUUAUGACCCAUUUGUGUAGAAGUGGAUGUUUAAUUCAUGCGAGGAGCUAACACAAUGAAACCUGGAACAUGGAACUAUUCCACCAAUUGAAGAUUUCAUUAUCCUUCACCAAUGUAAUAUCCAACUGUCAUUAAUGAAUUACCAUUCCAACGUGGAAAUGACCAAAGUAGUAAAGAUUCACCUGCUACUGAGGACAGUUUUGUUUCUUGUUAUUAUCCUUUUAAGUAUGUGUAUACUGCUGAUAAGACCAAUAAUUAAUAAGAAUUCAAAAUGUUUAUUUUUAAGUUGAUACAAAGUUUCCUAUGUAUAUAUUGAGGAUUUUGUACCAUCAAAGUUAGAUUACAGGGUCUGUUGAAGUGUGUUGAAUAUUGAAAUAUUGGAAGAAUAACAAUACAUCUCAAGACCAGAAAUGACCGGAAAAUUAGAAUGGAACAUUUAGUUUAUUUUGCUGUCUGGAGACUGCUAACUUUACAUUGCUAAUCGUUACCAAUUACUGUUUUGCACGUUACUUAUAAAUGAUCUUUGUGAGAUGUAUAUUUGCAUGCAGUCGACACAUGCUCUCACUAUCAUGGUCACAGAGGCAGAGAGUGUGUUUAAUAUGUUGAAUUCCACGUCAAUGAAAUGAUUUGCUUCAUUUUUGGUCAUGGGAAACUCAAUAUGUCCAGCAGUAUCUGUGGAGAGAGAAGCAGUGCUACCUUUUUGAGUGCAAUAUGAGCAUUCCUUGGAAUGUCCACAGUCCUUCAGUUGCUUGCUACAAGCACUCUUCCAAGACUGUAGGCAGUACUUCAAGUGUAAUCUGAUCAGCAUCUUAUAAAAUUGCAUAAUGACUUAACAAAAUGUAUAUGCCGUCUUCCAUAACAUAAAUGUCAACACUCCACUUA